AUGAGACGGUUUCAGCAGAAUCAAGUAACAAAGUCUUCCACAAGAGAAAUUGAUGCGGAGAAGGUCAAAUUAGUGACUAAAGCAGAUACUGAAAAAAAGGUUGCAAGAAUCUUGGAGCUCAUAAAGAACGAAAGCCAAAGCAGAAAACGCGGGGCAAAGAACUCGAAGAGAGAGCCAGAACUUGUCGGGCUCGUCGAGGACUUCCUACGACAGUAUCAGUUGCUCUAUGCAGAGUAUGAUCAUCUUAAGCAGGACCGAGAUAAAAAUGAUCCCAGAAGAAGCAAGACAGACGAUUCUCUGUCCACCUCCAACUCCGACUCCGACUCCGAAUAUUUUUCUUCUGAGGAAAUCGACUGCAAUUUAGGAGAAUCGAAGCAUGAUCGACUGGCGGCAAAAAGUGUUCCUCAAAAGCUUGAGGAUGAUAACAAGGAAAUGAUCAUCCUAAGAAAUCAUUUGGCUUCAAUUAGGAAAGAGAGAGAAACUUUGAGUACAGAGCAUAUGGCUGCCCAGAGCAAGCUCAAGGAAGCGGAGAAUGUUAUCAAAGAACUGAGGCUAGAAGGGAGCACCGCCCUGAGCAAGAUCCAAGAAGCGGAGAAUGUUAUCAAAGAACUGAGGCUAGAAGGAGCACUGCCCUGA
Eucalyptus grandis is the source of this 636-nucleotide messenger RNA. RefSeq names its product protein NETWORKED 3C-like. The record is from RefSeq and is a predicted model, not a curated record. Gene Ontology annotation, molecular function: actin binding. The coding region runs from base 1 to 636 and encodes 211 amino acids. Lineage: Eukaryota; Viridiplantae; Streptophyta; Magnoliopsida; Myrtales; Myrtaceae. The transcript has 2 exons.